AUGAUAGAGCUUCUCAGUGUCUUACUUUGUGUCAUUUCAGAAUUCAUUGGAACAGAUGAAACCACACGGAUUACGGAAACACCUGACAUCGCAACAAACACAUUGGAAGAGACUAUGCAGAAUAAUACCGAUAACUCACGUUUCUCGAAUCAUUGUAUUGAUUUUUACGAAACUGCAUGUGGAGAGUGGGAAAAACAGAACCCUUUGUCGGGUGAUAGUGCUAGUUCAACCGUUAUGCAACAGAUGGGAAUGAACGUUGAUAACUACUUCUGGGAGAUAAUUGCUAACGAUUCAUACUAUAAAGAAGAUUGGCGCUUACAAUCAGCUCGAGCAUUUUACAAAUCUUGCGUAAAUAGUCGAAAUUCAAACACAACGCGUGAAAGUCGUCAUCACUUGAUAGAUAUAUAUUUUGGCGGAUGGCAACUAAUACCAUCACUUUCGACGGAGAUAAAUAAUACAAAUGGGCGAAAUCAAAGUCAAAUGAAUAACAGUCUUACCGAUCUAUUUCUACCAAUAUUAACUCAAACUGGACGUUCACCUUUAUUUUCAAUGAACAUCGCAGAGGAUAUUUUUGCCGUCCUAACUGAUAUGGAUAAAUCCGAAGAGGAUUACUACAAGCUUGCAUUUGAAACUGGGGUACCUCAGUCUCAAAAACCACAACUAAUGGAUGCUUUCCGAAAAAUGAUUCGAUUAGGCAGAAUCGAUUGGAGUUAUGCACUUGAAAAGGUAUUACAAGAAACUGGAUAUGUAAACUACCACAAACUACCAAUCAUUAUAGAACGGCGAAAUGAACUCCGUCAACGUUGCGCAGAAUACCGUGAACUAUUGACGGAAAAAGAUGGUGGAAGUACUCUACGCACAAUAGCUGUUAUGGACUUUUUAAGAGAACAACAAAAGAAUACACUAAACGUCCAUACAUUUGGAACGAUUCAUAACUUCAAUUCAUCUUCACAGCCACAUUUUGAUGAGCAAUGUAUAAAACGGUUGAAGGAUGCGUUUCCAUGGACGCUUGAAAGACAUUAUAUCCGUUCGCAUGUAAACGAAACACACAAAACAGAGGUGAUCAAUAUGUUUAACGAAAUUAAACUCACUAUCACUAACUCAAUACAAAAAAUUAAGUGGUUUGAUGAAGAAGAAAAGAAAUUCCAGAAACACAGGGUUUCAAAAAUGGGUAUAUUUGCCUUGUACUCCAAUCAAAAUGCUUCUCAACAAAAAGAAAAUCUCUCAACAGUAUUCCAAGCUUUUCGGACUGAUACUCAAGAAGAAAUGUUGGCUGACAAUGAUGGACUAAAAGCGUCGUACCACGCUAUGUGUGGACAUCAUGGUGAGGUAAUACUUGCACAAAAUGCAGUAGCUAUGCCUCAUGUCUUGGAAAAGUUUAGAGUCAUCGGGGCGUUGGUCAAUAGUAGAAGAUUCGCACGUGCAUAUGGUUGUCCAGUUGGUUCACCAAUGAAUCCUGUUACAAAAUGCGAUGCAUGGUAA
Molecule: messenger RNA, 1482 nt
Organism: Schistosoma guineensis
Lineage: Eukaryota; Metazoa; Platyhelminthes; Trematoda; Strigeidida; Schistosomatidae
Source: the annotation of a GenBank genome assembly